GACUAUAUGUCUGCAGCUCUUCUUAGGCUUAGCAGCUGGCUGGUUGUGAAUGUGACUUUAAUUUUAUGGCAUGUUAGCCGCAAGAAAUUUGUGCCGUCUUUUCUCUUUUCAGCAAGUCCAGCUGAAUAUCACAAGGAGUAUGGCAUCUUCUAAGACAAAAGAUCUGAAAGUGAAUCAUAGCUGUGAGGAGCAAGAGUUUUACAUCGAACUCGAUCCACCUGACAGAGCUGUUUUGGACUAUGAUCGUCUAUCAGAUGGAUCGGUUGAUAUGCAUCACACUGGGGUUCCAACAUCGUAUCGUGGGAGGGGCAUUGCGGGUAUUCUGGCAAAGGCAGCCUUCUCCCACUUCACCUCAGAAGGCACCAAGAUGAUGCUGACGUGUACGUACCUCCAGAAGUAUUAUAAGGAACAUCCGGAUGCCAGCACUCCAGACCUUGUUACUCUACCAAGUUAGCACUAAUUAACAGAGCCACGGUGAGGUUCAGAAAUCACAGAUCAGAUAAUCAGUCAGGCCUCAGUUAUUGAAUACUGCAGAAGAUCAAAAGAACUGGUAGGUGUUUUGAAAUGAGCAAUGAUGGAAUCUGUUAUGAUUAUUCUACCAGGAUAUUAAACAAUGCAAAAGAUCAAAAGAACUGGUAGGGUUCUAAAAUGAGCAAUGACGGAAUGUGUUAUAAUUAUUCUACCAGUUUAUGAAACACUGCAGGGGAUUAAAAGAAGUGUGAUAGAGGUUCUAAGAUAAACAAUGAUAGAGAUUAGACAAAAUUUUACCAGGAUAUAAAACACUGCAGAAGAUUAUAUGAAAUGUGAUAAAGGUUCUACAUGUAACAUGAACCAAAGUGAGUUUUUGCAAUUGCAACAGGGAUGGAUUGAAAUUAAGACCUUAUUUACUCUCCCAAAUGAUUGCAAUCAGAGCAUGAGAAAGAAUUUGAGAUUUUAUGAUGAUCAAUCAGAUACUCAAUAGGAUCUUACUACUCUAAUAAUUGUUAUGAUUUAUUUGGCAAAUGAAUUGAUACAAAGAAUACAUGACAAUUCAGAGAA
This is a messenger RNA of Lytechinus variegatus (green sea urchin), 1038 nucleotides long. RefSeq names its product protein NATD1-like (gene natd1). The record is from RefSeq and is a predicted model, not a curated record. The coding region runs from base 71 to 454 and encodes 127 amino acids. Lineage: Eukaryota; Metazoa; Echinodermata; Echinoidea; Temnopleuroida; Toxopneustidae. The transcript is spliced from 3 exons.